Caenorhabditis elegans is the source of this 1960-nucleotide messenger RNA. RefSeq names its product Leprecan-like alpha-helical domain-containing protein (gene Y73F8A.26). The record is from RefSeq and is marked reviewed. The coding region runs from base 75 to 1505 and encodes 476 amino acids. NCBI's taxonomy places the organism in Eukaryota, Metazoa, Nematoda, Chromadorea, Rhabditida, Rhabditidae. The transcript has 7 exons.
AGAUGCUGCUCUGGGCCCCCAACAGCCGGUCAAUCAGGACAACUUUUAACUUUCCACUCAAAUUGACCACUGAAAUGCUGCGUUUAUUGAUUUUUCUCAUAUUUCUAGCCGAUUUUUCGCUUUGCCAGGACCCGAAAGUCACUUUUGAGGACUAUUUUCAGUUUGGAAAAAAUGAGUAUACGGAGAGAAAUUGGCCCGAUUGUGUGGCUUUUAUGAAGCGAGCAAUUGAUGAUUUUAGACAAUACCAAGACGACGUGGUGAGUUGCCGCAGAAAGUGUAACCGGCAGAUCAAACCUGCCACGUCAUCCUCGCCAAAAAUCGCAAAAUUCCACGAAACAAGUGAAACUGCACUGUGUCUUUUGAGAUGCCGGAAGGACAUGUUCGGAGAUCAUCAAUCGAUAAAGAAAAUGUCAGUGUACCAUGAUUUAGAGGAGCGCAAGCCGUAUCAGUACAUGCAUAUCUGCUAUUAUCAUCAGGGCGAGCUUGCGAUGGCCGUUCAAUCGGCCUACACGUUUUUGGUCGCAAAUCCGGAUGAUAAGGAUAUUAAGCAAAGUUUGAAUUGGUACAUGAAUCGCGAUGGAUAUUCGGAUGAUAUGCUUAUCGAUAUGGAACGGAAAGAUCAUGAGGCCAAAUUCAUCAACGGCGUCGAGGCCUACGACCAACAAGACUGGGGUCGAUGUGUCAACGAAUUCGAGUCGGCGCUCGAAAAAUCGAUAAUUCAAGACGAAAAGUGUCGGCUGCUCUGCCAGGAUAAAAUCGAUUGGAGCGUCGUUGACGGCAACCCGGAAAUCGAUAUUUUGUUGGCAAGUAUGAGAGCUUCUGUGAUACGCUGUGAGCACAACUGUCUGUAUAAGUUGGCGAGGAUCAACGGGCAUUAUGUAGGACAUUUGUUUGCCGCGCACUUUGAGUACCUGCAUUUUUGUCAUUUUAAGAUGCAGCGGGGCGCUGAAGCGGCUCAAACUGUCGCCAAUUAUCUCCUCUUUGACGACAGCCCAUUGAUGAGACGAAAUCGGUAUUUCUACGGGAAACAGUACAAAAAGAAUGAGCUCUUCACGCCGAGCCAAGAAGUUUUGGAUAUUUAUCGGCGAAGAGACCUUGAAGCCCGAUUUUUAGAGUUUAUGGAGAAGCGAUUCGUGGUGAAGGACGGCGAGCUCCCACCAGAACAAGCCGACGACCGUAACCCGUUAUCACUGGAUAUCCACGUGGAGGAUAACUUCCCAUACGAGCAGAUUCCAAGUUUGAUGACGUCAUCAGAGUGUAAAAUCCUCCGCUCAGCGCUGGACACCAGAGAACGGGACGGGUUUGUGAAGGAGUUGGAGCAAAGAGUCAAGCUCUGGCCAAACUCCUCAUAUUCCAAUGUGACCUGUGGGAGCCCAGUCCGUGAAGCCCAGUGCUCCAGAGCCAUCGUCUUUUCGGCGGAGCACAAUGACUGUGGAGAAUGGCUGGGCAAAUGGUUCAACGGAUGUGCUGUCGUGUUUUGUGAUGAGAAGAAGAUUAUUGAUUGAUUUUUGUGCACUUUUUUUGACAUUGAAACUAAUUUAUUUUGUUAAUUUUUAAAAAUUGUAAUACCAAAAAAGAAAUCCAAGAGUUAUGUAGAAAAGAUGAAACAGACAAUUGUUUUAUUUUCAAAAUUUUUAUUAAAAUUGCACUGUUUCACUAAUUUCAUAUAAGGAUUGAAAUUGUUAAAUAACUAAUCGAAAGGUUGUAAAAUUGAAAAAAAAAACAUUGACAUAAUUUUCAAAUGGUUUUUAGUUGAUUUUUCAAAAAAAAAACUUCUAAAUACAGUGAAAAAAGAACAAUUUUGCAAUUCUGGUGCUCAGAAUAUUAAAACUAUUUAUCGUUUGAAUUUUCAGAAAAUGCUGAAACAGAAAAAUGUUCAAAAUUAUUUUUUCCAACUAUUUUCAAGAUGUGUGUAAAUCAGUAAGUUGUACGCAAAUCUGAAACCCAAUAAAAUAAUCUC